UGCCAGCUGACCGAAGAACGCGUCCGGAAAAUAGUAAACGUAAACUGACUCAGAACGCGAACGGUUCGUUUCCCGGAAAAUCGUGGAAAUCCCAGACUCCCCCGCGAGGCGUGAACAGCGCAGCCAAGUGAACCGCACAAAAUGCAAUAGCCGCCAAGUGAACUGCAACUGCUAAAGAACUGGCUGGACAAUAACAACGCAAAAUCACAACAAAUUUAUAACGGCAACCGCGUGCUUUUCAAUACUCUUCUCCCGCUCUUUUCGUCGCACUCCUACCACUUUUCCACCCAAAUGCAGUUGUGUGUGCGUGUGUGUGGGCGCUUGGAUUAAAUGAAUUGGAUAAGAACCUUCAAUAAAAGCGCUGAAACUAAAACAAAAGUGAAAUUUCCACGUGCGUUCGCUCUCUCGCGUCUUUAAGUUAAAUUGUUGCUGUAGCUGCUUUUGCGUUUGUUUUGCUGCCAUAGCCGUUCUCCCUCUCUUGCACGGGCUCUCAUUGCUGUCUCCGCUCGCAAAAAACGUCGAUUUACCGUUACCGGCAUCUGGCUGCAUCUUCGAGUGCAAGUGGCACGUGAAUUACCGUUGGAUUAGGACUCUCUUUACCCGGUACACCCACACAAGGACAUCAAAAUGGUGCAGGCACUCGACUACGAUUGCGAGGUUCAGGGGCAACAGGACAUUCCUCAGGCCAUCCAACUUCUGGGUGAGAUGAACAGCAAUGUCAAACAAGUAACAGAUCUCGUGGAGGGCAUGCUGCAGCGUGUGAAGCGCGGUGAACUGACCACAGAGUACGGACUCAGCUUCCUCGAGGUGAAAUACCACAUGCUGCUCGACUACUUGAUUAACCUGACCUACGUGGUGCUGCGCAAAUGCUCCGGCGAGACCAUUGAGGGUGAUCCCUCCAUUGAGCGCCUGAUCGAAAUACGCACAGUGCUGGAGAAGAUUCGGCCCAUAGACCACAAGCUGCGCUAUCAGAUCGAUAAGCUGGUAAAGACAGCCACCACAGGGGUGUCCAGCAGUACAGAUCCCAUACUCUAUAAGCCAAAUCCGGAUGAUAUGAUGAGCAGUGCGGCUGGAGCAGGCCGUGAUGGAGAUGAUGACGAUGAGGAUGAGGCAGAAGCAGGUAGCGAUAGUGAGGAGGAUGAAGAUGAGGAAGAUGAGGAUGGAGCAGGACCAGCGAAAAAGCCGCGCAAGGCAGCCACGGCUGGCAAGUCAGGAGUCUAUGUGCCGCCACGUAUAAAGCCUGUGUACUACGAUGGGGAUGAGCGGGAUGCAGACAAGGAGAAGAAGGCUUUGGAAAGGGCCAAGAAGCGGUCCAUCACUUCCUCUAUGCUGCAAGACCUCAAGGAGGAGUACUUGGAUGCUCCCACUGAGAUAUCCUCUGGCUCGCGGGCUCAGCAGAUACUGUCACAUGCGCAAAAGGAGAAGCAGGAGUACGAGGAGACCUAUUUGAUGCGUCUGCCGGUGACCAAGGCGGAGAAGCAUCGUCAACGCAAGCUGACCACCUUGGGAACACUGGGCGACGAAAUCCUUGGAGAAAUCAGCCGGGAAUCUGCGAUGCGUGGCGAUGGCAGCAAAAAGCGAAAACUGGCCAAGAAGGGCAAGGGCAAGAAGCGUGGUGGCAAAAAGCGAAAGUUCCACUAAAAAUAAUAACUAAAACUUUUAAUUUGCCACAAAAAUACAAAAGAAUAAAUGCAGUAAAUUAUAUUUUUAAAGAUUUGUUUAAAGAAUUAUGCUUUACAUUACUUUUUUUAAUGUUUCUAUAUAUUUUUUGUAUUAAAAAAAAACAAACCUAAGUUGAUAUUUCAUUAUACAAUGUUAAGUUUUUCAAUUAAAAUUAAACUAUUCUUUGAUUUUGAAACAUAACAAAGUGUUUUUAUUUAUUUUAUAUUUAAACUAGGUAUGGUAUUUGUUUUUAUAUUUAAAAUUUUCAGCUAAACAAUUAAGAAGCCGUAACCAGCAAGGCCAUUAUAUGCGUAAAAAUAAUUAAUACUCAAAGUAAUCUAUAAAAAAAACAAAAAUAUAACAAAUGCGCAUUGUAAACUGCAUACAAUUUUAGGCCGAACCAUAAACCAAAUUUUAAGUUGAGUAAGAGAUAUAUAGAAGGAGAAACUAAAUUAAGAAAUCCCCAAAAAUAAAAUCGAAAGUCUAAAUUCUAAAUUGAAUUUAAAUCGAGAAACUUUGUCUAGUAACUAUAUUACAACGCAAAAAAAAAAAAAAACCAAAAGCAAACGAAACUUUUCAAAUUAAAAUUGUAACUUAAGGCACAGCAAAAUUAUUCACUAAUGAAUAACAAAUGUAUUUCGUUGUUUUUAGGAGUCAAAUCUAAAAAAAAAGAACAUUUGGGCAAAUAUAAAAUCAACUUUCGGAGUCUUUAAACAUUACACGGGAAAUUUUAAGUUGAAAUAGAAAUUAAACCAAAAUUCCAAUGCAGCUAAAAAAAAAAACAUAUUGAAAAGCAAAAACCAAAACUAAAAACAAAACAAAAACCUACCACUUCAGUGACAAAAAGCAGAUGCCUUAACAAGAGACCGGUUUAUACAGUAAGAAACGUGCGAAAUGAGAAACAAUUUUAGACAACCAAACUUUCAGUUGGCGUAUAUAAAAGCAAUGAUCGCAAUAAAGACUAUAUAGAACUACGAUAACGUAAGCCCCACCCAAAACCAAAAACAAAACCAAAAUAAAAGAAAUGGAGAUUGAUAUUUGAGUAAGCUUUCAGAGGAAAUGUGUCGGAAAGUGAUUUUAGUUUCAACCAAAAAUGAAAACUCCUAAAAACAACUGAAUUUAGACACAAAAUUUUAUAUAUUUCUUAUAUAUAUAUAACUUUAAAUUAAGGUUAAGCAAAACCAUUUUGGAGAUCGAAUAGAUGCUACGUCCAUGCAAAAAAGAUUUUAAAUUGAGGAAACCCAAAACGAAGGCAGUUUACUUAAAAACAAAAAAGAAAAUGGUGGAUUGAGAUUGGAAAACUAUAUUAAAAAAUAUAUAAUAAUUACUACAACUAAAUGUAAAUGAUAAAUACAAGAAAAGUAGCAGUAAGUUAAGUAAGGCAGCAAAGCAAACAAAGCAAACUUUUGGCUUUUACAACCAACUUUGAACGGGAUGUGAAAUUUUUUCAAAAUUCUCUUGAAACAACUUUUUGGCUAUAAAUUUUAAAGACAA
Molecule: messenger RNA, 3156 nt
Organism: Drosophila kikkawai
Lineage: Eukaryota; Metazoa; Arthropoda; Insecta; Diptera; Drosophilidae
Product: neuroguidin
Biological process (GO): maturation of SSU-rRNA from tricistronic rRNA transcript (SSU-rRNA, 5.8S rRNA, LSU-rRNA)
Cellular component (GO): small-subunit processome; nucleolus
Source: RefSeq, a predicted model, not a curated record